Messenger RNA from Saimiri boliviensis boliviensis (Bolivian squirrel monkey), 1828 nucleotides. NCBI's taxonomy places the organism in Eukaryota, Metazoa, Chordata, Mammalia, Primates, Cebidae. The record is from RefSeq and is a predicted model, not a curated record.
AGUCUAAUGGGAUACCAGGCCCAGAGACACCCCUGCGCUCCCAGGACAUUGAUGUGGGGUAACUAACCCACCCCCUCGAAAGUCUCCGCUGAGUUCACAAGCUAUGACCUGACUACUUUUUGGCCUGCCGUAUUUUGAUCCUUGAAUGAGUUGCUGAUCUUUAAAAGCGGAAGCUGGCCAGGUGUGGUGGCUCGCGCCUGUAAUCCCAGCACUUUGGGAGGCCUAGGCGGGCGAAUCGCUUGAGGUCAGGAGUUCCAGACCAGUCUGGCCAACAUGACGAAACUUUGUCUCUACUAAAAACACAAAAAUUAGCUGGGCGUGGUGGCACGUGACUGUAAUCCCACUACUCGGGAGGUGGAGACAAUUAUAGUUCGUUACCCCCCAGAACUCUUGGCUUGACUUCAUAAAGGCAAAAACUGUGUCUGCCAGAUUAACUACUUUUUCCCACCACUACAAUGUAAGUUUCUUGAAGACAUAAGACUUCUGUUAUUUUGUACACAGUUACCAAGCAUGCCUACUAUGUUAAAUUUAUGAAAGAAAUUUAAAGAGUAAGAGAUUCCACUUGAGAUCAGGGUGGGAGACAGACCUUUGUUCAUUCUCCAUGAGGAGCCGCCAUUAUCAACAGAACAUUGACGGAACAUCAUUUGGGCAAAGGACUGAUGGCUCUGAGUCUAGGUUGGAAGGCACCCAGGAGCCACUGUGGGCUCCUCCUGCAGGCUGUGCGAAGCAGUGGUCUUCUCUUGUUUCCCUCUGGCCUGUGUCCCUGGAGAGGAGCUAGAAGCUUUUUGGACCCUGACAAAAAGGCUUUCCUGGAGGAGAACACUGAAGUCACCAGCAGUGGCAGCCUCACCCCUGAAAUCCAGUUGCGGCUUUUGACCCCCAGAUGCAAAUUCUGGUGGGAGAGAGCUGACCUGUGGCCCCACAGUGAUCCUUACUGGGCAAUCUACUGGCCAGGAGGCCAAGCCCUGUCUAGGUAUCUUUUGGAUAAUCCUGAUGUUGUCAGAGGAAAGUCUGUAUUAGAUCUUGGGAGUGGAUGUGGAGCUACAGCUAUUGCUGCGAAGAUGAGUGGGGCAUCAAGGAUCUUGGCCAAUGACAUAGACCCUCUUGCAGGAAUGGCUAUUACACUAAAUUGUGAAUUGAACCAACUGAAUCCUUUUCCUAUUUUAAUCCAAAACAUUUUGAAUUUGGAACAAGAUAAGUGGGACCUUAUUGUUCUUGGCGAUAUGUUUUAUGAUGAAAACCUUGCAGAUAGUCUUCAUCAGUGGCUGAAGAAUUGCUUCUGGACCUAUGGAACUCAAAUACUGAUUGGUGACCCUGGGCGGCCCCAAUUUAGUGAACACAGCAUUCAGCACCACCUGCACAAAGUGGUAGAAUAUUCACUUCCGGAGCCUACAAGGCAGGAAAACAAUGGACUGACAACAAGCACAGUGUGGGAUUUUCAGCCUUGAGUUGUCUAAGUGCUCCCAAGUACGAAUAUAGUAAUGUAUGGAUUUGACCCUAAAAGUUUUCUCUAUAGGAGAUACUCUCCAGUUUAAUGAAUGUAAUUCUUGUUAAAUGGCAAAUCUUGUUUCUAAAUAUGAAGGUUUAGAGUUUAGUCUACUUUUGUCAUGUAACCGGUUCUGCAUUUCUGUGCAUGCCAAUUAUACACAUCUCUAUCUGUAAUUUUUUUAAUUUUAACUGCUGAAGGAAUAUGAUUAUACAGUGCCAUACUCAUUGGUGGCAGCAUUUAAGUAAUGGACAGGAAUUAGACAUUGUAGCCAAAUCUGUUUCUAUAGUUGAGAGCAGCUGUGAUGUAACUUUGAAUUAAACGAAACAAAACAUAAAAGAA